AAGGGACUUCCGGGAGAUCUAGGAAGUGGCUUCUCUUUCUGGCAGGAGGCGGGGUUCUCCCCGCACGCUGCGGAGUCUCUGCGGGUGUAGACCGGAAUCCUGCUGACGGGCAGAGUGAAUCAGGGAGGGAGGGUCGGGACACGGAGGCUGCAGGUCUGAGGCGAGGCUGCUCCGAUGUAGUAGCUCUCUUGCCUGGAGGUGGCCAUUCAUUCCUGGAGUGCUGCUGAGGAGCGAGGGCCCCUCUGGGGCCUCAAGGAUAGACCUCUUGCGCUUACCCCGGGCUGCGGCCGGCCUUCUCAGAGAGGAGGGCGUCCUUCUACCCCGCGGCGCAGGUGACCGCUGCUGCCAUGGCUUUUCCCCAUCGGCUAGACGCCCCUGAGCUGCCUGAUUUCUCCAUGCUCAAGAGGCUGGCUCGAGACCAGCUCAUCUAUCUGCUGGAGCAGCUUCCUGGAAAAAAGGAUUUAUUCAUUGAGGCAGAUCUCAUGAGCCCUUUGGAUCGAAUUGCCAAUGUCUCCAUUCUGAAGCAACACGAAGUAGACAAGCUAUACAAGGUGGAGAACAAGCCAGUCCUCAGCUCCAAUGAACAAUUGUGCUUCUUGGUCAGACCCCGUAUCAAGAAUAUGCGAUACAUUGCCAGUCUUGUCAAUGCUGACAAAGUGGCUGGCCGAACUCGCAAAUACAAAGUGAUCUUCAGCCCCCAGAAGUUUUAUGCAUGUGAGAUGGUGCUUGAAGAAGAGGGAAUCUAUGGAGAUGUGAGCUGCGAUGAAUGGGCCUUCUCUCUACUGCCUCUUGAUGUGGAUCUGCUGAGCAUGGAACUACCAGAAUUUUUCAGGGAUUACUUUCUGGAAGGAGAUCAGCGUUGGAUCAACACUGUGGCUCAGGCCUUGCACCUUCUCAGCACUCUGUAUGGACCCUUUCCAAAUUGCUAUGGAAUUGGCAGAUGUGCCAAGAUGGCUUAUGAAUUGUGGAGGAAACUGGAGGAGGAGGAGGAUGGUGAAACCAAGGGCCGAAGGCCAGAGAUUGGACAUAUCUUUCUCUUGGACAGAGAUGUGGACUUUGUGACAGCACUUUGCUCCCAAGUGGUUUACGAGGGCCUAGUGGAUGACACCUUCCGCAUCAAGUGUGGGAGUGUCGACUUUGGCCCAGAAGUCACAUCCUCUGACAAGAGCCUGAAGGUGCUCCUCAAUGCCGAGGACAAGGUGUUCCAUGAGAUUCGAAACGAGCACUUCUCCAACGUCUUUGGCUUCUUGAGCCAGAAGGCCCGGAACUUGCAGGCGCAGUAUGAUCGCCGGAGAGGCAUGGACAUCAAGCAGAUGAAGAACUUUGUGUCCCAGGAGCUCAAGGGCCUGAAACAGGAGCACCGCCUGCUGAGUCUCCAUAUUGGGGCCUGUGAAUCCAUCAUGAAGAAGAAAACCAAGCAGGAUUUCCAGGAGCUCAUCAAGACUGAGCAUGCACUACUAGAGGGAUUCAACAUCCGGGAGAGCACCAGCUACAUCGAGGAGCACAUAGAUCGGCAGGUGUCGCCUAUAGAAAGCCUGCGCCUCAUGUGCCUUUUGUCCAUCACUGAGAAUGGUUUGAUCCCCAAGGAUUACCGGUCUCUCAAAACACAGUAUCUGCAGAGCUAUGGCCCUGAGCACCUGCUAACCUUCUCCAAUCUGCGACGAGCUGGGCUCCUAACAGAGCAGGGCCCCGGAGACACCCUCACAGCCGUGGAGAGUAAAGUGAGCAAGCUGGUGACUGACAAGGCUGCAGGAAAAAUUACUGAUGCCUUCAGUUCUCUGGCCAAGAGGAGCAAUUUUCGUGCCAUCAGCAAAAAGCUGAAUUUGAUUCCACGCGUGGACGGUGAGUAUGAUCUGAAAGUGCCCCGAGACAUGGCUUACGUCUUCAGUGGUGCUUACGUGCCCCUGAGCUGCCGAAUCAUUGAGCAGGUGCUGGAGCGGCGAAGCUGGCAGGGCCUUGAUGAGGUGGUACGGCUGCUCAACUGUGGUGACUUUGCAUUCACAGACAUGACCAAGGAAGACAAGGCUUCCAGUGAGUCCCUGCGCCUCAUCUUGGUGGUGUUCUUGGGCGGGUGCACAUUCUCUGAGAUCUCAGCCCUCCGCUUCCUGGGCAGAGAGAAAGGCUACAGGUUCAUUUUCCUGACGACAGCAGUCACAAACAGUGCUCGCCUGAUGGAGGCCAUGAGUGAGGUGAAAGCCUGAUGUUUUUCCCGGCCAGUGUUGACAUCUUCUCUGGACACAUUCCCCAGUGGGAUGGAGGCUAUAACCAAGUGGGGAGUAUGGAACACGUUGGGAUUUAGAGAACAUAUCUAAGAAGAGAGUUCACUUCCUGCUCUCAGGACAGUUCUCUUUUCUGUUCAUGAAGUACAACCCAUGCUGCUAAGAUAACAAGCAGGGAGAGGUAGCCUUUGCUAAAUCCUGUUUGAAUAUCCUUGUAAAUAAAGCCUCUGCUCUCAGAUGUAA
Molecule: messenger RNA, 2462 nt
Organism: Callithrix jacchus (white-tufted-ear marmoset)
Lineage: Eukaryota; Metazoa; Chordata; Mammalia; Primates; Cebidae
Source: RefSeq, a predicted model, not a curated record